CAUCUUUCGUCGUUGAAUAGAAGAGAAAAUUAGCGGAGGGGUCUUAGGUUUAUUCAGUGUUGUGGAAACAAAUAAAAAGGUUCCAGUUUUUAGCCAUUUCGUUGCUGGUUUCGAAUUUCUGACAUUGUCGGAGAAAACUGUGAAAGGUGAAAGCUUUGGAAUUUGAAAAAAAGGUUUUUUAUUUUAGCUUUUGUGACUAUGAAUAGAAUAAGUCAAUUACCUGAUGAGCUUCUCUUGAAGAUAUUGUCGAUACUGCCAACGAAAGAUGUUGUGGCCACAAUGCUAUUGUCAAAACGAUGGCAGUUUCUGUGGACUUUGGUGCCAAGACUCGUAUACGAUGAUAGCUAUCAGAAUCCUGAGUAUGGAAGAUUUUCUAGGUUUGUAGACAGGUCUUUGUUUAUGAACGAGGCUCCAGUCAUUGAAACUUUGCGUUUCAAACUUGGUCAGAUCUGUGGUAGUGGAGAUAUUCAAGUGUGGAUUAGAGCUGCACAUAAAUGCUGCGUGCGUGAGCUGAUUAUCGAGAUCGUUACUUACCCUAGUAGUAGAUCUCCAGUCACACUUCCUAAGAGCUUGUACACUUGCUGCAGAAUGCUUGUGACAUUGAAACUAAGCAACGCGGUUCUUGUGGAUGAUGUUGCUUCCUCGGUUUCUUUCCCAUCCUUCCCUGGUGAUGAAUUCGUCAACAGGCUUUUAUCCAGUUGUCCUGUUCUUGAAGACUUGGUUGUGAAUCGAAGCACUGGUGAUAAUGUGGCCGUUUUCAACAUUAUAGUGCCUUCUCUAAAGAGUUUAGUCUUGCAUGGACCAUGGAUAUUUGAAGCCGAGGCUCAUGGUUUUGUGAUAGAUGCUCCUUCUUUGGAGCUGUUGGAUGUUUUAGAUACUACAAACGCUUUUUUCGUCAUUAGGAGUAACAUGCCUAAGAUUGUGGAGGCAAAUGUUGUAAUUUCUUGUGACCAUCCUGAGCAAAUUAUGGGCUCUAUUACUUCAGUCAAGCGCCUCUGUUUAUGUGUGAAGGACGCAUAUCCUGCUGGUAGUAUCUUCUGCUGUCUGUUGUCUUUAAAGAUAUGCACAUGCGAGACAGAAUGGUUGAAUCUACUUAUGCAUGUGCUCAGAGAUUCCCCUAAACUACGAACUCUCAAAUUUGAAAAGUGCCGUGGACCUGAGAAUGUUGAACCGCGCCAGAGCUGGAUUGAACCGAGUGCAGUUCCUGAAUGUCUGUCAUCGAGCCUUGAAACCGUGGAAUGGGUGAAGUAUAAAGGAACAGAGGAAGAGAAAGAAGUGGUAGCAUUUAUCUUAAGAAACGGAAGCUGUUUAAAGACAGGAACUAUAAACCCUCUUCAAUCCACCAGCCACCGCGAGAAGUUUGAAAUGAUCAAAGAGUUAGCGUUUUUCGCCCAGGCGUUCGCCUACUUUCCGGCUUGCGUUUAACUGAUGUUACUUACAGGUCCAGCUCUGAAGGAGAAAGCAUCUUUAACAGUCAGUUAAGUUACUGUCAUUUUGGUUGGUAUUUGGUCUGAGAUGUUGGAAGCCCUUAGUGCUUGUUCUGUCUUCUUUUUCCAAACAACUUUGUAAUGUUUUUGGCAGUGUAUCUUUGCGUAGUACGAAGAACGAAACUUAAGGAACAACUAUAUUAAUUAUCUUCCUUAGUUUAUAUGCAGCAUAUAAUAUUAUGGUC
Eutrema salsugineum is the source of this 1672-nucleotide messenger RNA. Its product is annotated as probable FBD-associated F-box protein At1g32375. NCBI's taxonomy places the organism in Eukaryota, Viridiplantae, Streptophyta, Magnoliopsida, Brassicales, Brassicaceae. The record is from RefSeq and is a predicted model, not a curated record. The transcript has 4 exons. Gene Ontology annotation, molecular function: protein binding. The coding region runs from base 199 to 1425 and encodes 408 amino acids.